Molecule: messenger RNA, 3690 nt
Organism: Trichoderma asperellum CBS 433.97
Lineage: Eukaryota; Fungi; Ascomycota; Sordariomycetes; Hypocreales; Hypocreaceae
Cellular component (GO): plasma membrane of growing cell tip
Molecular function (GO): protein binding
Source: RefSeq, a predicted model, not a curated record
AUGCGAUUAUCAUCACAACGACGCCGACCGGCGCGACGCCCUCGGCUGAUAAGCUCAGCUGUUGCGUCUCUGGCAAUGUUUGCUCCCUCAAUCACGUCCGCCUUUAAUAUUACUGCAGCUCCUGCCGCAAAUCUCGAUUUCUCACAGCUGGGGAGCAUAGGCAUUGCUGGAGACUUCAACGGAAUCUCACUCUAUCAGUUCCAGGAGCAGAUCGCACAACCCUUGAGCACAAAUGGCAGCGAAUACCUGCUCACACAAACGCCAAAUGGCGUCCUCGCUCCCAUCGCCGCAACCGACGCGUCGAUACUGGCCAUGUGCUCAAUAACACUCAAAGAUGGCGCCGAGGGCGUGGUGCUUGGUGGUAAUUUUACGAGCUUGGACGGCAUCAAGUCAACGGCCAUCGCCAUCUACAAUGCGAACACAACAAGUUUUACUCCACUCGUGGGACUGGAAGGCGAAGUCAACGCUCUCUUGUGUGAUGAUUCCAAGGGAAUUGUGUAUAUUGGUGGAAAUCUCAAAGGGGGGAAUUCGACAAAUGCCAUUGCGUGGAAAGUGGACGGCGGCUGGACGAAUCUUCCCUUUGCCGGCUUCAAUGCCCCCGUGAGCUCCAUUACAAAAGCAAGCAAUGGUCAUGUUAUUUUCGGCGGAAGCUUCACUGGUCUAGGCAAUGUCACUGCGCCAAACAAGCUUGAUGGCCAGGCUAUCAACCUGUCCACUGCAAAUAUCUCGGCCGAGAAUACCGCAACCACCAAAGGUUUCGACAACCCCAAGAGUGUUGUCUGUUCUGAUGGGUCUAGCGGCUCAGGUAAGACUUGGUUGCUGCAAGACGAGACACCUGGCACUUGGCAGGCGAAUUUCGACUUUGGCUUUGAGCCCACAAAGCUGCGGCUUUGGAACACGCAUCAAGAUGGACGGGGUACGAAAACAUUCCGCUUCGUCGCCUUACCACUCGACGGUAUCAUGAACUUUACCUACAUCGAUCCUGCCACGGGCAAAAACUCCAGCUGUACAAGCCAGUGCCCGCUAAGCAACGACCCCAAAGUGAAAUUUCAAGACUUUCAUUUUGUUAAUAGAAUUGGCAUGAACUCUUUCCAGAUUGAUAUUUCAGCGUGGUACGGAAAAGGAGCCGGCCUCAACAGCAUCCAAUUAUUUGAAGAUAACAUCUUCUCUUACGCUAUCAAUUCUUUCAACGAGCCGUCCUGCAACACCAGUUUCCCUUCCAGCGCCACAGCUACAGGCCCUUGGACGCAGUCAGCUUCUUUACAAAGUGAUUCAAAAUAUCUGACAGCACAGCUUUCCAGCCCCAUCACCUCGAAAUCUGCAUCCGUUGUUUUCGUGCCCAACAUUAUCGAAUCUGGUAACUACUCCGUCAACAUGUAUACCCCUGGCUGCAUACCUGAUGGCUCGUGCCAGACCAGAGGUCGUGUUAACAUUACCGGCCUCAUGUCGACUGGCACUAUUCAAUCAGAAUUCACUACUUCAAUCUUCCAAACCAAUAACUUUGACAAAUAUGAUCAAAUCUAUUUCGGUUACAUUGAAAAGACCUCAGAUACCUUCAAGCCAAAAGUCACGCUUACCCCCCUCGACGGACAAGAUUUGAGCGAAAUGACCUUUGUAGCUCAAAAGGUUGGGUUCACCCUUCUUAACUCGACCGGGAACCUCAACGGUCUCUUCGACUUCGAUCCGAGCAAAACAAAGAUUAGUGCGGACAGCCUGGACGAUUCUCCGUUCAACCAACUUGGCGCAAGCUUCGAUCAGAAUACCGGCGUUAAUUCCUUGGCAACAUCGGGAGACGUCACCUAUAUCGGCGGUAACUUCACUUCAGAUGCGCACCAGAAUUUCGUCGCCAUCGAUACCAAUGGUAAAAUUAUGGAUAUCAAUGGAGGUCUCAAUGGCCAAGUGCUGGACAUGUACCUUCAAGACACGCAUUUAUUUGUGGGAGGAGACUUUACGAACUUGCGGUCCAAGGGGAAGAGCGGCCUCAACCAUGUGGCCAUAUAUGACACCAAGAGCCAGGCUUGGAACCCACUGGGUGCAGGCGUGAACGGUAGAGUCGAGCAGGUUGUGGCAUUCCAAGUCAAUAUUAGCAGCGUUACGGAAAAUGCCAUCGCCUUGACGGGCUCCUUCUCUGAAUGUGAGGCUUUUGGCAGAUUUGAGGCGGUGCCUGUUGACGGCUUUGCGGUGUGGAUGUUAUCCGAAGGGAACUGGCUGCAGAAUCUACAAGGCGCGAACCCCGACUUUGGCGGCAUGCUCACAGCUUCUCAACUGAACCUUACCACCGGCAAUUCUCUCUUUGCAGGCUCCAUGGAGUCUUCGCAACUAGGAGCAAGUGGCGCUGUCACCCUGUCUGAUGAGGGCCUUGGCCAGUUCCCAGUGAACAUUCAGCCUGGAGUGCAAUCGUCGAGCAAUAAGCGACGACGUGAUCUCUCUCCCGAACCCACAUCAGGUGUUCUCACAGGCACGUUCUAUACCGGAAACAGCAGCAACAUUACAGUUCUCGCAGGCCACUUCUCAGCUCGAUCCCCCAACGGCUCUACCAUUAAUAACCUAGUGCUCAUCGAUGGCACAAACAAUGGCACCAUUAGCGGACUCGGAUCCGGAAUAUCUUCUGAGUCGGUAUUCACCUCCGUUGCUCUUCUUGGAAGCGUCCUUUACGCUGGUGGCAACAUCACCGGUACUGUCGACGGCAGCAGUGUUGGUGGACUCAUCGCUUACGAUAUUGAAUCCAAGUCUUUUUCCAAGCAACAACCUGCGUCACUGCUGGGCGGGAACCACACAGUCUCUGUCGUCAGCGUUAGGCCUGGUACUGCAGAGGUCUACGCCGGCGGCUCGUUUGAGAAUGCGGGUGCGUUGGACUGCCCUGGUGUUUGUACGUAUGAUACCAACACUGCUCAAUGGUCAAGGCCCGGUACCACUUUGGCUGGGCGGGUUAGCAGCUUUCUGUGGCACAGCAAAACUCAGUUGAUUGCUGGUGGUGAUCUUCGUACCAACGGAACCAACACAAGAUUCCUUGCCCUUUACGAUGCCGAUCAACAGUCCUGGACGGACUUUGCAGGCGCUACUCAGAUCCCCGGCCCUGUCAAUGCCAUUACAGCCGGCUCAAACGACAAUAGCCAGAUCUGGGUCUCAGGCAACUCGCCGAAUGGGUCCGCCUUUAUCAUGAAGUAUGACGGCAAACAAUGGCAGAGCCCUGAAGUGCCACCUCCUCAGGGCAGUGUUAUCCAAAGUCUGCAGAUUUUUACAGUAACCAAAGCUCAUGCUUCAUCGAAUCUUCUUGACGACAAGCAAGUUUUGAUGCUCACUGGCUCUAUACCCUUUGCCAAUGUUGGAAUGGCUUCGGCCGUCAUUUACAACGGCACCGCCUACCUUCCUUUUGCUCUAACCAGCACCGAUACUGGAGCUGGAAGCAUUGCCAGGAUAUUUUCGCAAAAAGAUAACUUCUUUACAUCUAGCACUAAACACUUGGCGCUUGUUUUCGUCGUUCUCAUCGGCCUCGCCAUCGCACUAGCACUCAUUCUUAUCCUAGUCGCUUCAGGAAUCAUUCUUGAUCGGAUACGCAAGAAGCGCGAAGGAUACACGCCAGCACCCACAUCCAUGUAUGAUCGUGGAAGCGGCAUUCAGCGGGUGCCUCCGCGCGAACUGCUCGAGCAACUCGAGAGAAGCCGACCUGGCGAAGCCCCGCACGUAUAA